AUGCCUCUGCCUCUGCCCCCGCGCACGCAGUCCCCGCCGCUGCCCACCAAACGACCACGCGGACUCUGGCGCGCCCGCUGCCGAGACACCGACAGCACCAAAUCGGGAACUCGUUCUCACGAUGCCCUCAGCGACGUCUCGAGCGACUUUGCUUCGUCCUCGAGCAGGAGCAGCGUCGAGACUGCUUUUGACGACGACGACGACGACGUCCGCAGCUCGUCCUCCAGCAGCAAGCGCAGGCGGCUCUCCGGCGCGCUCAGCGACUCUGAGACCCUCUGCCAACUCAGCCCGUCUUCUCGCGCUCUCACCCCUGAUCUCUGCUAUCAUGCAUCUCUCUUUCCGACACAAUCUCUGAGCUGCCUCUCGUCGCACCCCUUCUGCUCUGUCUUUCCCCGCAUGCAGGACAAGGACAACAAGUACGCCAGCAUCAACAGCAAGGCCAAGGGCAAGCAGCCCAGCGGCAGCGAUCUCGAGGAUUGGGUGAACCUGAAGGAGCUGUUUGCGCGCGCAUCUGAAUCGUACGAAGGUACGCUUUCGCUUGAUUGCUCUCCCUUGUGCUGCGCUUCGGUUUUAUCACUGCAAUCCUAUCAUUGUUCGGGAACCGUUUUUGGGAAAAUCUGCCUCCGCUGCUCGUGCAGGAGCGCGGGGGGUGCGACCUGGGGUGUACGCAGUGCGAGCUGCCGCGUCAGCUCGCUUUCUGUACGUUCCUCGGCAUUCUCAUCCCAGCAAUUGCGACACCUUCGUGAGGUCAACGGCCUCGAAGCGCUUCGCUCCGCCGACGGUGUCUGCAGCUUGCCUCAGCGAGCAGUCGGCGGAAGUCGCGCGCGAGGCGUUCCCAACAUCCGCAGACAGGCAGACUGCGUAAUCCCCCGGUAG
Molecule: messenger RNA, 876 nt
Organism: Phanerochaete carnosa HHB-10118-sp
Lineage: Eukaryota; Fungi; Basidiomycota; Agaricomycetes; Polyporales; Phanerochaetaceae
Exons: 1
Coding region: 1-876 (291 amino acids)
Source: RefSeq, a predicted model, not a curated record